GUUUCCUUCUUGAUCCUUCACAAGGGAAGAUUUUCUUUUUUAGAGGUACAGAUUCCUCUUAGUCAAGUCCUGAUUAAAACUCCAGCUAAGACAUUAGUAAGCCUUGGUUAGUGAAGUGGCAUCAGGAAGUGCCUACAUUUUCAUGGCCUGGUAGCGUUCAGUGAAAAUGUUCAUUAACAGACACAGGCCAUUCAGUCCCGAAUCCCAAGACACUGAAGACUCUGUUUGAAUCAGACUCACGGGUUCCUUCCUAGCCACUCUCAGGGACAGGAAUGCUUCUGGUGAAGAAGUUUUCGGUGGUGGUUCAUGGAGCUUCCCUACACCAACUUGGAAAUGGCAUUCAUUUUAUUGGCUUUUGUUAUCUUUUCCUUAUUUACCCUGGCUUCCAUCUACACUACUCCGGAUGACAGUAAUGAAGAGGAAGAACAUGAAAAAAAGGGAAGGGAAAAGAAAAGGAAAAAGUCUGAAAAGAAGAAAAAUUGCUCAGAGGAAGAGCACAGAAUUGAAGCUGUUGAGCUAUGAUCUCAUAGCCACCGAUAUUUCUCGCUAAGAAGACAGAGGAAGCAAUCCAUGGGAACUACUUAUCCACAGUUACACAAGAGGAGGGGAUAAUGAAGAAAGUUAAAAUCACUUACUGAUUAAACACGAUGAUAAUAACCAUUAAUGAACUCAAUACUCGGGAAAGGCUUCACAUUUCUGGGACUCAGCAUUAUCCAAAAUAUCUAUUAAGAGCCAUACACCAUUCUAGCUGCAAUUGAUUAUACAAAAAAAAAAAGACCAAAGUGGUUACAAUAAUAAAAUAGAACACAGAGAAAGAAGAAAACUACAUGUGUUACAAUUUGGUAAGAUAAACAAACAAACAAAAAAUUUAAUCACUUUUUUUGGUCCUGCGACACACAUGAUAAUUUUUGUCUUAAUUCUCCUAACAAAUGAUAAUGAAAAGCUAUAAGUAACUGUGUUAUUGCUUCCGUAUCUGAAAUAGGUGAAAGAGGGAAAAAACACUAUAUAUUUUUUCAGCUUUACAGAAGAAAUUUUGAAAGGUUUACAUUCAAUGGAAAUAUUAGCAUUGCCUCAGUAAGCUUUAAAACACAAAUGUCUACGUUUUCUGAAGCAAUAUGGUUUACAGAGACAUGAGUGUUUGUAAAUCUCUCGUCCCAAUACUAUGUAAAUCCUUAAUGUGUAAGCAUCCAGGAAAAUUUGUCAUUCUGUGUCCUUUAUUCAUCCUAAAAGUUGAAAGUUUUCUGUUAUUUAUAUUUUUUUUUUUUUAAUUUGAGAGAGAGGCUGGGUGCAGUGGCUCACGCCUGUAAUCCCAGCACUUUGGGAGGCCGAGGUGGGCAGAUCACGAGGUCAGGAGAUUGAGACCAUCCUAGCUAACACAGUGAAACCCCGUCUCUACUAAAAAUACAAAAAAUUAGCCGAGCGUGGUGGCGGGCGCCUAUAGUCCCAUCUUCUCGGGAAGCUGAGGCAGGAGAAUGGUGUGAACCCGGGAGGCGGAGGUUGCAAUGAGCUGAGAUCAUGCCACUGCACUCCAGCCUGGGCGACAGAGCAAGACUCUGUCUCAAAAGAAAAAAAACAAAGAGAGAGAGAGGGUCUCGCUUUGUCACCGAGGCUGGAGUGCAGUGGUGUAAUCAUAGCUCACUGCAACCUUAAGUUCCUGGGCUCAGGUGAUCCUCUUGCUUCAGCCUCCCAAGUAACUGUGACUACAAGCAUGUGUCAUCACAGCCAGCUAAUUUUUGUAAUUGUUUGUAGAACCAAGGCCUCUCUAUGUUGCCUAGGCUGGUCUCCAAAUCCUGGACUCAAGCGAUCCUCUGCCUUAGCCUCCCAAAGCACUGGGAUUACACGCAUGAGCCACCAUGCCUGGCCUGUUAUUUAUAACUCUUACAAACAUUAAACCAUCACAAUCAAUGCUGGCAGCAUUAUCGUGGCAGGAAGGAAUCCACAAUACAACCAAAGAUACCUACCUGCAUCUCAUAAGAAUCAUAGCUCAGGUCUCCAUUGCCACAGAGUUUCAGUCAUGUGAGAGACUCCCUUUAUCUGUACUUACCCCUUACUGCUCACUUUCAAGAAAGAUUCAAUAAAGAUGGCUUUCUGCCAUACAGAGAUAGGCAUACUAGUGUAAACAGAAUGCUUACAAAGUUAACCAAGUAGUCACCCAGGUCAGAGUACUAAACAUUUAAAAGGGCUCACUAAGUUAGAGAGGACAGAGAAUGGGCUUUGGAGAUGAGCAGAUCUGGGUUUGAGUCUGCUCCAACCUUUCCUUAUUAUAUGACCUUGGGCAAAGUACUUAAUUUCUCUGAGCCUUGGUGUUCUCUCUGAAAAAAUGAGCAUUUUAAAAAAUCUUUGCUGGGCUGACAAAUGGAUGAGAGAUAGUAUAAGUAAAAUGUGUAACUCAGUGCCUAGGAUCGUUGCUGAAUAACGCUACCUAUUAUUAUUGGAAAGCAUUUUGGGACAUUUGGACUUUUAAGUUUACUGAUACGUUUUUUCAGAAAAGCAGAAAAAUCAACAACAUGGUUUCAAAUACUUGGAUGAGGCUCCAUUCACUCCCUUAGCCCAUCUUACAUAUAUUACUGCAUUGACUGGAAAUGGGAGGCACUUCACAAUUAGGAAUAUUGUCAGGUCAGCCAGGCGCCGUGGGCAUGCUUAUAGUCCAAGCUACUCACAAGGCUGAGGCAGGAGGAUCGCUUGAGCCUGGGAGUUUGAGGCUGCAGUGAGCUCCAGCCUGGGUGAAAGAGAAGACCCUAUCUCAAAAAAUAAAAAAUUUUAAAAACCUGUCAAGUUAGAUGUUAAAGAGGACAUGUAAAAUAAAAUCUCCCUAACAUGUUUAUGAAAUAGCUGCAAAAGGCUGAGCGUGGUGGCUCACGUCUGAAAUCCCAGCACUUUGUGAAGCCGAGGUGGGUGGAUCACCUGAGGUCAAGAGUUAGAGACCAGCCUGGCCAAGAUGGUGAAACCUCCUCUCUACUAAAAAUACAAAAAUUAGCCAGGCGUGGUGGUCCAUGCCUGUAAUCCUAGCUACUCAGGAGGCUGAGGCAGGAGAAUCACUUGAACCUGGGAGGCGGAGGUUGUAGUGAGCCAAGAUUGCGCCAUUGCUCUCCAGCCUGGGGAGCAAAUGCAAAACUCCAUUUC
Messenger RNA from Homo sapiens (human), 3123 nucleotides. It is a transcript of the gene SMIM31, whose product is annotated as small integral membrane protein 31. Lineage: Eukaryota; Metazoa; Chordata; Mammalia; Primates; Hominidae. The record is from RefSeq and is marked validated. Gene Ontology annotation, cellular component: membrane. The transcript has 3 exons. Bases 307 to 522 code for a protein of 71 amino acids.